This is a messenger RNA of Phalacrocorax carbo (great cormorant), 9855 nucleotides long. The record is from RefSeq and is a predicted model, not a curated record. NCBI's taxonomy places the organism in Eukaryota, Metazoa, Chordata, Aves, Suliformes, Phalacrocoracidae.
AGCUCGGGGGGCGUGGCUCGGCGGGAGGCGGUGGCGGCGGGCGGCGGCGGCCGGGCCGGGCCAUGGGGAAGGAGCAGGAGCUGCUGGAGGCCGCCCGCACCGGGAACCUGCCCGCCGUGGAGAAGCUGCUGUCGGGGAAACGUCUCAGCUCUGGCUUCGGCGGCUCCGGGGGGGGAGGAGGAGGAGGUGGAGGAAGCGGCUCCGGGGGCGGAGGCGGCGGAGGAGGCAGCGGGAGCGGCGGUGUGGGGCACCCGCUGUCCAGUCUGCUCAGCAUCUGGAGAGGGCCAAAUGUGAACUGCGUUGACAGUACUGGAUACACUCCACUGCACCAUGCUGCUUUGAAUGGUCAUAAGGAUGUGGUGGAAGUUCUGCUGAGGAAUGAUGCACUAACCAACGUAGCAGACUGUAAAGGCUGUUACCCUCUUCACCUGGCAGCUUGGAAAGGAGAUGCAGACAUAGUGAAGCUCCUCAUCCACCAGGGACCUUCGCAUACUAAAGUGAAUGAGCAGAAUGCUCUUGAGAUCAAAGAACUCAAAAAGUACGGCCCCUUUGACCCAUAUAUCAAUGCCAAGAACAACGACAACGAGACGGCGCUGCACUGCGCCGCGCAGUACGGCCACACAGAGGUGGUGAAGGUCCUUCUGGAGGAGCUGACCGACCCCACCAUGCGCAACAACAAAUUUGAGACUCCUCUGGACCUGGCCGCACUCUACGGGAGGCUGGAAGUCGUGAAGAUGCUCUUGAACGCUCACCCGAAUCUUUUAAGCUGCAACACUAAGAAACACACGCCUCUGCACUUGGCGGCUAGGAAUGGUCACAAAACUGUAGUCCAUGUCCUCCUCGAUGCCGGCAUGGAUAGCAACUAUCAGACUGAAAAAGGCAGUGCUUUGCACGAAGCUGCUUUGUUUGGCAAGACAGAUGUGGUACAAAUAUUGCUGGCUGCAGGUAUUGAUGUGAACAUAAAGGAUAACAGAGGCCUGACAGCUCUGGAUAUUGUGAGGGAACUUCCUUCUCAGAAAAGCCAACACAUAGCAGCUCUCAUCGAAGAUUACACAAUUGGGAAGAAAAGUGCCAAAGCUGCAGAGAAGACUGUUCAAGCACCACUUGUUCCAGCCACUGAUCCUAUGAGCCGGAUAUCUCAGGGUGAUGUGGAGAAGGCAGUUACAGAACUGAUCAUAGAUUUUGAUGUGAACCCAGAAAAGGAGAGCCCAUAUGAAGCUUUGUACAAUGCAACGUCCUGCCACUCCCUGGACAGCCUUGCCAGCGGGAGGUCUUCAGAUCGAGAGUCUGUGAAUAAGGAAGUGGAAUCAACCGGUCUCAAAGCAGCAGGAGUCAGGCCUAGAGAACGUCCACCCCCACCUGCCAAGCCUCCGCCUGAUGAAGAGGAGGAUCAGCAUGUGGAGAAGAAGAUAAGCCACGGCGCUUCCUGUGAGGCCUCUGUUGCACGAGGAAGGAGCAGGGGAAGUGGAGCUGAGGAAGAAGAACACCCUUACGAGCUGUUGCUUACAGCAGAAACUAAAAAGCCAGUUGCGUUGGAUAGGAAAACAAAAGACCACAGGAGGAGCAGCGGCGGCCGCAGCCAGGACUCUGCCGACGGCCAGGACAUCCAGGUUCCAGAGCAGUUUUCAGGGUUGCUUCACGGUUCUUCCCCGAUCUGUGAGAUAAGUGAGGACCCUUUCAGGCUCGUUUCCUCUGCAGAGAAAGGAGGCACGGAAGUUACAAGCCACCCACCUGCUAUGCAGCUGGAGGAUGCUGACUUACCUGCCUCUGGAUCAGUACGGACCAGCUCUCCGGACCAAAACCAGAAAGCAGUCUACGCAACCAUCCAGCACACGCACGUCAACCGGGCGGAUCCUGAAACUGUAGUCACGCCCCACGUGCUACAGCACCCUGGCAGUGCUGAGGAAGAGGGGGACAGAGCUGUGGGCAGAGCCCACCCAGGGAGCAAGCCCAAAGCUGAGCUUAAACUCAGCCGCAGCUUGUCCAAAUCGGACUCUGAUCUUCUGACCUGCUCUCCGACAGAGGACGAUGCCAUGGGGAGCCGGAGCGAAUCGCUCUCGAACUGCAGCACCGGGAAGAAAAGGCUGGAGAAGUCCCCGUCCUUUGCUUCGGAGUGGGAUGAGCGCCGGCAGCAGUCCCCACACGUCUUCAGAGCUGGGUCCCAGCACAGCAUUGAGAAAAUCAUGAGUUCCAUCGGCGAAGGCAUUGACUUUUCUCAGGCGCAGCAGAGGAUCUCAGGUUCGCGGAUGCUGGAGCAGAGUGUCGGGGAGUGGCUGGAGUCCAUCGGCCUGCAGCAAUACGAGAGUAAGCUGCUUUUGAACGGCUUUGAUGAUGUCCGCUUCCUGGGCUGUAAUGUCAUGGAAGACCAGGACCUUCGGGACAUUGGGAUCGGUGACCCGCAGCACCGUCGGAAGCUCCUCCAGGCUGCUCGCUCCCUCCCAAAGUUGAAACCCCUGGGCUGUGAUGGGAACAGCCAGCCUUCGGUUCCCGCAUGGCUCGACUCUUUGGGGCUGCAGGAUUAUAUUCAGUCCUUCCUCUCGAGCGGCUACAGCUCUAUUGACACUGUGAAAAACCUCUGGGAGCUUGAAAUAGUAAACGUGCUGAAAGUGAAUCUGCUUGGCCAUCGGAAGAGGAUCAUCGCCUCCCUGGCAGACAGACCGUACGAGGAGCCACCUGCAAAGCCGCCGCGGUUCUCGCAGCUGAGAUGCCAGGACUUGAUGUCCCAGACAUCGUCGCCCUUGAGCCAGAACGACUCCUGCACGGGCAGAUCUGCCGAUCUCCUGCUGCCCUCCGGGGACACCGGGAAGAGGCAACACGACCGCGGCACUGAGGUUGCUCCCUACUCGAGAGCUGAGCGCUACAAAGCACAGGAGGACCGUCGGGAGUCAAAGCUGACCCUGCGCCCCCCCAGCCUGGCUGCCCCAUAUGCCCCAGUCCAAAACUGGCAGCACCAGCCAGAGAAGCUCAUCUUCGAGUCCUGCGGGUACGAGGCCAACUACUUGGGCUCCAUGUUGAUCAAAGACCUGCGAGGGACAGAGUCUACGCAGGAUGCGUGUGCCAAGAUGAGGAAAUCCACAGAGCAUAUGAAGAAGAUCCCGACCAUAAUACUGUCCAUCACCUACAAAGGGGUGAAGUUCAUCGAUGCCUCUAACAAGAAUGUCAUUGCUGAGCACGAGAUUCGGAAUAUCUCCUGCGCUGCUCAGGACCCCGAGGAUCUCUGCACAUUUGCCUACAUCACCAAGGACCUGCAGACCAGCCACCACUACUGCCAUGUCUUCAGCACUGUGGAUGUGAACCUGACGUAUGAGAUCAUCCUCACAUUGGGGCAGGCGUUUGAGGUUGCCUACCAGCUGGCCCUCCAAGCCCAGAGAGCGAAGCCUCUGGGUGCUGCAGCAGGAGAAAUGAUCGAAACAAAAUCUUCCAAACCGGUGCCUAAACCACGAGCCGGCACGAGGAAAUCCGCAGUGCCGCUCCCUCCCGACACUCGCUGUUGUUACUGUCACACCUGUACAACACACCGCCCCUCCUACCUGCCGCUGCAGUCUGUUAGUCCCGGAGCUAAGCUGGAGCCCCCUGAAGUGGACCAAGACUCCCAGUCUCAUGCCAGUGUCUCCUGGGUUGUGGACCCCAAACAGGACUCCAAGCGGACCCUCAGCACUAAGUAUGAGACCACUAUCUUCUAAAGCAAACACACCCCGUGUCCACCUAGUCUAACCGUGCCUUUGCGAUCUGAUCUGUCUGCUGUUCUAAACUCCCUCUUCCUCCAGCUGCUCGCACUGAGCCCCGCGUAGGCACUUCGUCAAAGGCAGCAGCACUUAGGAGACUGUAGACUUACAUGGCUUUUGUACCUGAUCACUACUGAACACUGUGAAUUCUCCUUACUCGGAAACAAGGGUAACACGCUGUUAGAUAUCUGUGAGGUGGGAGGUGCAGAGGGAUGCAGGCUGGGGGAAUCGGAGAUGUGGAUCCAGGAAGCCGCCUGCCGUUUUCACGUCUUGCCCCUCGCUCUGGCACUGUGAAUCCCUGGGGCAACGUGACGCUCCCCAGGCCUUUUUUUUUCUAUUUCACCUUCUUAUCCUUGGACUGAUGGAGACCUCUUGUCUCUGCGGUGCACGCACUCCCUCCUCCUAGAUCCUCUUCUUCCUGACUGAGCCACGGCUGCGUACUGUUCCAGUGAACUCACCCCUCUUCUUACCUGCCACUCGAAUCGACACUAACCACUGUGAUGCUGUCUGCAAAUAACACACGUUCACUAGAUUUCCUCACGGGGACCCUUGCCCACAGUCUCUCCCCUCAAAGCCUGGAGCAGAAAAACUGCCCUGACGGGAGCGCUGGUCUGGGCCAGGUGUGAUCGUUCCCACUGUGAGCUUUGUCCCUCUCAGAGACAAGGUGCUGUUCUGGUUGCAUGCAUUUCAGUCCCUUGUAGGGUUCCCCCCUCCCCACCCCCAUAGUCCUUCUGUUUACACUCACCAAACUCCUCAUGAGCUACAGGCAUAGUUCUCACUUGGCAGAUUGUAAAGAGGUUAAACUUUUAAAGGCACAUGUUGUUAGCCCCGUGCUGGGAAGGAAAGGUGUUUGAGAGGGGCUGGGUACUGUUCGAGGUCUGAUAAAGCAGACAGAGCUCUGCUGUGUUCAGCAAGCUUGCUGCGGUUGUACUUUUUUUUUUUUUGCUGAAGGGAGAAAUGUGAUUGAAAUCAGUCUGCUGCUGAUCUAAAGCUUGUGUUAAGUCUAUGAACCAUUGCGUGUUGAGGGCUAUAGGGAUCUUGAAACAUCUGUCGCCCUUCAUCCUUGAGAGUGAGGAUUUCACUUAGAGAUGGCCCUGCGUCACGGGGCACCUCUGCCUUUUCUGGCUGUUUCUCAAGCGCACAUGUUUUUAUUCUGGGAAAAUGUCCCAUUUCUGUGUAUCUCAGUAGAAACAGCUUUUAAUAUCAGAAUGUGACUGGGAGUCGCCUGCAUGAGACCACAGGGCGCUUGGCACAGGGCGGAGCAGAGCUGGGGCAGGUCUGGGAAAGCCAUACAGUGUUCACGACCCUGUGAAAGCCCCGGCGAGUGUCCAUGUUCCUACCCCUCAUUCCUUCGCUUGCAUUUGCAAUUGAGCUUUUCAGUCUCACUGAGAUGAAACUGAGGAGGAGGAGGAUCUGACGAAUACCAGCACUGGGAGGCAGGACUCCUGCCCUGGUGCUGCUUCUCCCUGACUUGCUGUGUGUCCAAGCAACAUCGCCUCUCUUUACCUAAGUUUCCCCGUGUACGGGAUGGGGACAGACUUGCCUCCCUCUCGGGCGUAAGGCUUGCUCUGUUUGCAGAGUGGUUUUAAGACCCUUUAGUGAAAGGUGCUGCGACUUCCACACUGUGGCAGCAAAGCCCCGAUGCUCUCCUGACGGAUGAAGUGCUUAACUUGCACAGACGGCCUUGUAGCAAAGCUGCCUCUUGGACCCCGACCAGCUCCUCGCAGGCAGCGGCUGUUGCACCUUUCCCGGGAAGGGGGCUGAGCAGAUGGGGCAGUGCGAGAAGGGCUGCAGCCCUGUGUAAUUGGGCUGCACAAAGCUCGCCAAUGUGCACCUUGGUGUGAGCAUCUGAACUGAGUGGAGGUUUUGUGUCUUGGCAAAAUCCCCUCGCAGCCCAGUUCUGGAGAGCUGGCGGUGACAGUGGGUCUGUGUCGGAGAGCUGUGAAGGGAGGUGGACAGCAGCUACGUGCUCACCUCUGCAUGCGAUGUCUGGGUGGACAUCUUAGAUGUAAGCGAGGAGGGGGAUGCACUCACAUCUCCAGUAAAGCUUCAUUUCCAAAACAGCUUUUAGAAUUUACCCCAAAUCUCCCUUUGCGAUCACCAGUUGGCAUCAGUGGUGAGCGGUCAGAACAGCAGCCCAGGGUUAUUUAUACACCUGGUAUUUAGUGGCUAGAACAAGUCCAAGUUUUGCCAGGGCUGUUGCCUGACAGCUGCUGUUUCCCCAGACUUAGGUGAAACAUGAUGUUUCAAAAUCUUUAUUCAGCUCUUUCUCAGGAAUGGUUUUGAUCUCCCAAGUCCUUUGUGGCUUUAUGGCACUGAGCGGCAAACUGACUUCAAAACAAGGGCCAGGCUAGUAAGAGCCCAAGUGAGAGGACUAAAAAAGAAAGCUCAGUCUAGUAUAUAUAUUUCAUAUGCCAUGGAGCUGCUUAACGUAGAGCCAGCACUCCUCUGCCUAAAGACCCCGAAGCUGAGGUCACCCUGCAGUUGCCUGAGGUGCUGCAGUGCCCUCCUGCCAGCCAGAGAAUAUUGGUGUGUCUGAGGUGAUCCAAAGGUUGGGUUUGGGUUGGACCGGCAUCUCUCUGAGCUGUAAGGGUGCCCUGAGGGUUUCUGUAUCCUUCAAAGAGAAAGUGAAUUAAUGGUAGUGAUGGUAGUGCAGUUUCUAUGCAUAAGCAUCGACCAUGCAGUCGCCCACACGUACACGGGAGUUUAGAGAGUCUGAGCUCUUGUGUCUCCCCCUGCCUUCAGCUGGGAAGGGCAGGUUCCUCAGCACCUCCUAAAACUGGGUCACUAGAGCAUGUGCCUUUCUAAGGGUGACCAUCCAAACCCAGCGGGGAUCACAGGCAGAACUACAGAGCUUCCGCUGUGUGUCCAUAACCCUCACGGCUGUGUCUCAUCUCCUGGCCAUACGCCUUCGUCUUUCCCAGCGCUUGUUUUUUUAUAUGACUCGGAAAUCAUUCAUUCCAUUAUCUUCCUUUCUGUUUGCCUCUGAAAAGCUGAUCUCCGGGCAGCUGUCUCCUACCAUGGAAAUGUAGUAGCGGGGCAGAGACCUAAGAAGCAGUGGCCUGCUGACAUGAAGAUCAUCUCCACCUGGCACUGGUGUCUGCCUCGGAGUGGGUGCAUGGCUGCUCAGUGAGGGCUUCCAAAGCAGAGGGGGGAAAGGGAUCCCAGCCACCAGCUGAGGAAAGCAGCUCUCUCCAUUUCUAGGAAAGGAAAGUUGAGACUUCUGAGAGCGAUGUCACCUUUUCUAGUUUGAGACAAAUGUCUUUCGACCCGUUUCUUUUUUUAACACACAAAAUGAUAACAGAACAACUCCAGUUCAUGGUUUAAAUGUAGCAAUGCAGUUUUUUGGUGAGGAAAAAAAAUAUAUCCUUAUUUACUGAGAAUCCACGCAGUCUGGCAAGGAGUACAAUAGAAAGUCUUAGCAGUGGGAGUGGUGUGCACAUCUCUAACGGUACUUAAAUUUGCUUCGAUUCUGGGUGAACAGUAGAGAACGGCAAAUUCUUGGAAAUAACUUCCUCCAGUGUGAGAAGCCUUGCAGGGUAAGUCUGCAUCCUUUGUUUUCAAAGCUACUCCACACUUUUAUAGCAAAUGGAAAUAAGGAAGAGUCUGCAAAGAAUCUUUCACCCCAGAGUGGUUGUGGCCAAGUAUUACCGAUGGUACAAAGCUUGCUUCCCCUACAGAGAACUGUUGCGUUGCAAUACUUGACAUUUCUAUGGCAAGGACACAAUUCCCAUUUACACACUGAAUAUCUGGAGACGACUCCCUUCUCCAGUCUCUUGUGCACCUGUCUUGUUUUUAAAUGCAGUUAUGCCCUGAAGGGUUGGGUUUGGUUUUUUGGUUUGUUUUUUUGUUUUGUUUUGGUUUUUUUUAAAGUAUAUUCAAUUGUGAUUUAGCACUUUUUUGAUACUAGCUCAUUAUUUAAUUCGUGCAACAAUUUCAGAAGAUAAAUAAGGAGUUAAAUUUUGGGCAUUACACUGAAACAGUCCCUACCCGAGGAUAAAUCAUAUCAACCUGCGGAUGGCUUGGCCCCUGUCUAAGUCCAGUAUCCCCAGAUGCCACCAUCUCGAAGGUGCUGUGUGCUUACUUGUCUUUCAAAUUACCAGAGUAUUUAACAGUAGUUUUGGCUGGGCCUUAUGUGUUUUCACAGUACUGUUCCCCUCAAGGGAGAGAUGUUAAAAUGGUUGUGAUUUGAAGUCUUCAGAUAAAAAACUGUAGCGCAGCACAUUUUGUUCUAACCUCGACAGGCAUUGUAAAGGUUGGGGAUGUGGUACCCUGCUGCUUUACAAGAAUGAUAUGCCCAAAUAAUUUCUGUUUAACUCCAGUUGCUGCUGUAUGUCAGGAUUUCAUUUAGUCUCUCUCGCCAGUAAGGCUGGGAGAAGUGAACCGUAAUCCCGAGGGCAUAGACCUGUAAAUGAUUAGGAGGAGGAAGUGGAGGUUGUUUGUUGUUUUUUUUUUUAAGUUGAUAACUUUAGGAAACCUAACAUUCCUUGUUAUGCAUAUGUUGCAAUUCAUACUGGUGUAAGUGUAAAUAUUUGGUGUGUUGGCAACAAGUCUUUUUGGAGAGAUUGCAAAUUGAACCUCUGCUUGGGAGGAGGGACACCUUUCUUUUUUGAUGCAUGAGCUUUUUGAAGGUUGGCUUGGAGGUGACGUGGUGAUGAAGACUCCAAUCGCUGGGGGACUGGGCUUGGUGACCCUGGUGGUCCUUUCCAGUCCUGCGUGUAAUCCUCUGGUUGUCUUUAGUGAUCCAACAGUUCUGUAGCCAGAUACUCUCUUUCUCACUUCAUAGACAAAGCAAUUGUUCUGGCAGCGCAUCUCCCCUUUUAUUUCGAUGGCUUUUCUCAAGGUACUUGCAUGCCCGAGACUGAUCCUGGACCAUGCCAUCGCCAACUGCCGGUAACCUGCUAACCCGGCCAUCGCACAGUGUUCUGGCUCUUCCUCCCUACAGGGUUUCGUGGUAUCUGGAGGAAAGUGCCCUAAAUUUCUGGUGCUGAAUAUGACUUCGAAUCAAAAUGCAUCUGCUCUGUUACCUGCCUGGGAAAAGGUGGCACUGCCCUGGGCCUUGUUCCCCUAUUUAAGGACAGAUUGUAUUUUAAAGUUGUUGGUUUGUGCGUGGCAUGAGUCUGGGCUGAGAACUCCAGAUGGGUAAACCAAGAUGCAGAGUUGUUAUCUUUUUUUAUACAGGGAAUUUUUUUUUCCCAAUUUGAAGCUGCUUUAUCCUUUUUAAUUUUGUAUCUACAAAGAAAAAAAGCUAAUCUUAGCUGUUCAGCUGACUCUGAACUCGCUUUGGGAUUGUUCUUUUUAGAAGAAAUUAUGCAACUUUUGCGGGGUACGUGCCUGUCCCCCUCCCAGGGAAAAGAUGCAGCACCUUCCAGGAUGUACCUCUAGUGAAAAGCUCGUACAUUCACAAGGCUGCUGAGACACAGACCAGAUGCCAAAUAGUCCCUCCAAACACGUCCAGUCCCGUGCGCAGCUGAAGUGGAGUCAAUUGCUUUAAUGCUCUUUCCACCCCACUUCAGACGUUUCUAGCAGCAGCAGCAGAAUCUCCCCUGGCUUUCUUCUGCUUGCAUCAUUUCCAUGCAACCAGGUUUUUAUUUUAGAGCAAGCAUGGUGUUUGCAACGCUGUCUUGUUGCAAAAGGUCUCCUUUUUAGGUCUCAUAUUGGCAUUACUUACUGCUUUUUUUUAUUAUUAUUUCUUCAAAAGGAAGUAACUGUGCUGCUUUUGCAAAGUCGAUCUAGCUCAAAUGUUUUUUCUUUUCCAUGGAAGAAUAACCUGAGAUUCCCUAACAGGGCAGAGAACAGUCAAGUUCAGUUUGCAAUGUAGACAUUUUUGCUAAUUGUGAUGUACGGCAGUGGGACUGAUUUGUAAUACAAAUGUUAUUUAAUCUGUCUGUAUUUUGAUACUUGAAUUUCCUUUUUUUUUUCCUGUAUAUACAAUUGUUAAUCUGUUUGAAUUUGUCGGAAUUUUAAACAUCUUGUGGUACCAAACAUAACCAAUCUGUGCAACAACAUAGACUGACCUCACUACAACAAGGCGAGAUUGUAAAUAUUCCUGGGCUUCCAGCAGUCGUUUUGUUGUUUUCAUAAUUGUACAACUUAGAACAGACUGAAUUAAUAAACCAACUUAGACACA